AUGGAAUCCGAGAACGGUGACGCUCCGUCCGUGAAAAAGGUGAAGACGGAGUCUCCGACACCGCAGCCAAUUCCACAGCUCAACACACAGACUUCUGUACAGACAGCAAAGACCACCAAGGGAGUAGACGAGAUAGUGGAUGGAUCCGACUUGCGCAAGUUCCUGAACAAACAUUUCACCGAGGAACUCAUCAGUGGACUAAAGUACGUGUGGGACACACACCGCAGCGAGACAUUGAGUGAUGGAGAAGUGCUACAGAAGCUUGGAGAGCGUCUUAUCGAGCGCGGGAAACAGAAAUCGGAGACAGGCAACUAA
Molecule: messenger RNA, 315 nt
Organism: Ogataea angusta
Lineage: Eukaryota; Fungi; Ascomycota; Pichiomycetes; Pichiales; Pichiaceae
Exons: 1
Coding region: 1-315 (104 amino acids)
Source: RefSeq, a predicted model, not a curated record